UCGACCUGGCCCUCAUCGCAUCACCCUCGUCCGCUAGCACCCGCCAGCGACGCAGACACAAAGACGCGCUGCCUCCUUGCAUUGCGCCCAUCCAACCAUCGUCAGAUCUUGGUCCGCUUCCCGACACGCAGGAUCCGGCAAGCAAGCUUAUCUGGAAUCCCUGGGUUCAAGCGACUCCGCCGACCUGUUUCGCGCGCGCAAUGAGUCUGUGACUCUGCACGAAAAAGUAACACGGGCUUGUUUGCAUUCACCGCUCCCUGCGCCAGGCCGCAAACACUUCCACCACCUAGACCCUCAAGGGGUUAUGCUACCGUACCAUGGACGGCCAUGGCACAAUCAACCCUGCUGCGCUCAACUCAACCCUCGACAACUCGGCAUAUAACAAUCGAGGCGUGAAGCGCAGCCGCUCCCCGGCCGAACCCGUCGACACCGGUACGUCGGCGUCCAACGUCCACACCCACUUUGCGCGUCCAAAUGCUGACGUGUUAGACGACUUUAAACCACGAAAGCGCGGUCGCCCUCCCAAGCAGAAGACUGCCGACAGCCCCCAAAUGGCAUCCCAUCCGGUCCACCUGUCGUCGCCGCUUGCUGUACAGACUCCCCAAAUCAAGCAAGGUGGAAACCAAUCCUCACCAUCGCAGGCUUCACCCCAACGACAGACACCAGCGUCGGGCCAAAAGACGACCGUUGUCAAGGCCCUGCCCACUGUUAGAGACCAUACUACAGACCAACUCGGCGCCGAAGGUGAUGAAUAUAUCCCACGCGAAAUCGACGAAGCCGGCGAGAAGAAGGUAUCAGGCAAUGGCUAUCCGCUCGAAGGUCGCGAGUACCGCAUCAGGACAUUCACCGUGCCCAACAGAGGCGAAAAACUAUUCAUGCUGGCCACAGAAUGCGCGCGCGCAUUGGGCUACCGUGAUUCAUAUCUGCUUUUUAACAAGAAUCGAUCACUCUUCAAGAUCAUCGCAAACCAACCGGAAAAGGACAAUCUUAUUCACCAGGAGAUCCUUCCUUACUCAUACCGUUCCAGACAAAUAGCAAUUGUCACGGCGCGAUCCAUGUUCCGUCAGUUCGGCAGUCGCGUCAUCAACAAUGGAAGACGAGUUCGCGAUGAUUACUGGGAAUCAAAGGCAAGAAGCCAAGGCUUCACCGAAGAAGAUGCAGCUGGAGAAAAGCGUCCUGGUGCCGCCAAGCAGAGGGAAGCCGCAGCCGCCGAAGCCAGCACUAACACGACUGCCCUCACUGCCAUGCCCCAUACCGAUAUCAUUUAUACGAACGGACCUGGACUCGAAGGCCAUCCACAGGUUCCGCCGGGCAUCCACCCCGUUACGCUGGCUCCUCUCAGCAUGAUUAACAUGCCAUCUGAUGACCCCAGAGUUGCCGAUUUCCGUGGCAUCGCUCGUCCGAGACAAGAACUUACAGGACCUGCUUAUCAAGACCGGACUCAGCCCAGCAACCCUCAAGAAGUCUUCAACCAAGCAAACCAGGCCGCCGAGUUCAACAAGGCUUUGACCCAACAGCGCGUCGUGCGUAGUCAAUACUACGAGGACUAUUGGAAGCGUCCCCAUGAACCUCCGACCCCUCCGCCGCAGCCUCACAUGCCUGAUGCCUCAGACCUCGGCACCGUCGCCCCUCACAACCUGCAGUCACCUCAAAGUCGUCUGCCUUCUAUCUCGCAGCCUUCCAUGAUGGGUCACCAGCAAGCUGCCGCUCACAUGAUGCCUGCUCAGUUCCAUCAGCCCAAUCAACAAAAUCCUAUGCAGUCACCCGUCAGAUCCAUGCACCAGCAGCUUCCCUCAUCGCAGAUGCACCAGACUUCCCCAGCCAUGGCUAUGGCUUCUAUGCGCCAGCAGACGCCCUCUUACGGUUACCAGCAGGGUCAAAUGUGGCCGCCCUCGCAGCCCCAGCCCUCUCCUCUGUCUCAGGCCCACAGUAUGGCUCAAUUCCAGCAACCCCCGCAACAGUCACCCAUGCAUCCUCCAUCUCAGAUGGCCGCUAUGGGUGGAUAUUCUUCCAUGAACCACCCGAUGGGUGCCGCCGGAGCCUUUGCCAGUAUGAACCGUAACAUGUAUCAAGCCAGCCCAAGCCCUCAGCACUUUGCCAUGCAGCAGCAACAACAGCAACAACAGCAGCAGCAGCAGGCGACUCCUGUGCCUCAGCAGCAGAACAUGCAUGGUUGGGCGCCUCCAUCCACCGGCUCGGCCACCGGCAUGACACCUCAGGACUGGCAACGCUACCAGUAGAACUUGGAAUGCGACCGAAACAAACGGCUUUGAAGCUGUGUGACAGCUUCCUCACGAAGGAUUAGGCUCAAGCAUACAUCUGGCAAGGACAAAUGUCCUCUAAGAGCCAAGCUACUCCAGCGACGGAUCACAACCCCCGAAAC
Aureobasidium pullulans EXF-150 is the source of this 2383-nucleotide messenger RNA. RefSeq lists its product as uncharacterized. The record is from RefSeq and is a predicted model, not a curated record. Gene Ontology annotation, cellular component: nucleus. Bases 318 to 2240 code for a protein of 640 amino acids. NCBI's taxonomy places the organism in Eukaryota, Fungi, Ascomycota, Dothideomycetes, Dothideales, Saccotheciaceae. The transcript has 2 exons. Gene Ontology annotation, molecular function: chromatin DNA binding.